This is a messenger RNA of Larimichthys crocea (large yellow croaker), 2743 nucleotides long. RefSeq names its product HPS1 biogenesis of lysosomal organelles complex 3 subunit 1 (gene hps1). Gene Ontology annotation, biological process: melanosome assembly; vesicle-mediated transport. The record is from RefSeq and is a predicted model, not a curated record. The coding region runs from base 317 to 2362 and encodes 681 amino acids. Gene Ontology annotation, cellular component: BLOC-3 complex. The transcript has 18 exons. Gene Ontology annotation, molecular function: guanyl-nucleotide exchange factor activity. Lineage: Eukaryota; Metazoa; Chordata; Actinopteri; Sciaenidae.
AAAGAGAUCCUCGACAGCACGAAGGCUAUAUCUGAUCUCGGAUCAGCGCAGACUUCCUGCUCGUAAAGCCCUGCUGAUGUCACAUGACUCAGCGGUGCGGUGCGGAAGGAAACAGUGUGGGCUUGAGGCAGCAGCAGCAGCAAUGAAGAGCAGUCCUCCAGAAGCUGCAUGAAACACUGAAGAGAGCUGAAGGACAAGAGAUGCUGGGAGAUCAGAUCAUCCUGCUCGGAGAAAGACACGAACAUAAUGAGUGUGGAGUGGUUGGAAUAACAAGGACACCUCAGUGAAGCAGGACAGGAGAGCGUCUGUGGUCCAGAUGAAGUGUUUGCUGAUAGCCAGUGAAAGCGCAGAGGUCCUCUUCCACUGGACUGACCCCGAAUUUCAGCAGAAUAUCCAGGAGCAGUAUGGGGCGUCUCAAGAGGAGGGUCAGGGGCUUCCAGCCUUUGAGGACAGCAUCAGCACCUUGUUUGCACCAAUCAUCAUCUCCUGUAGCACCAUGGUGGACAGGCUGGGUGACAACUACACCUCCUUCAGCACAGAAAACAAUCAUAUCUACGUCCUACACCAGUUCGACGAGUGCCUCUACAUCGCUGUGAAUGGAGAUGGCGAGGAGGGAGAGGAUGAUCUGAGGAGGAAGAUCUAUGUGAUGAAGAAGAUGAUUGAGGUUCUGUUUGGCAUGGUCACACUCAGCAGUAACCUCCUCAGGAAAGAGCUGCGUCCCCAGGACACGGAGCAAAGAGCGAGACUGUGGAAGCAUCUACAGAGCCUCCUGGAGACCUACAGCCAUCUCCGAGAGAACGACCAGAGCUUCUUAGUGGAGGCAGUGGAGAGGCUGAUCCACCCCACACUGUGUGAGCAGUCCAUUGAGUUCCUGGAGCGCCGUUUAGUUCAGCAGCUCAACAGCAGCGUGGAGAGAGCAAGAGAGGAAGUGCUGCACGCUUUCAUCCUGAUUCACACCAAACUCCUCGCCUUCUACUCCAGCCGCAAUGCGAGCACGCUCACCACCUCAGACCUCCUGACCCUCAUCAUCAUGGCACAGAAUAUGUAUCCUAGCAACAUAGACCAGGAUGACCCAGGUCCUGAGGAUGUUGAGAGCACAUCAGGUUCUGGUCCGGAAAGUUUUUACACCCCGGAGCCUUCCCCUACAGACAGAGGCUCAAGCAGUUCAGACAAGCCAGUGAGAGGAAAUACUCCUGUGUUUGAGUUUGUGGACCCAGACAUCCAGAUGGCAGAGGACAGCUUGCGGACUCUCGAGGUUCCUCCACCCGACCCUUCAACCCCUCGCAGAGUCUUCUUAGAGGUCUCGCUCAAAGAGGGGUUGUAUCCCAUGAUGCCUCACUCCAUGUAUUGUCUACCACUGUGGCCUGGCAUCACAUUAGUGCUACUAACUAAGAUUCCCACCAGUGCAGUGGCCAUGUCUGUGUAUAAGUUUUUGGAGGCCUUCGCCAAGCUGGAGAAACGUUUAAGUGAAGGCCAAGAAGGUUCUGCUGCUACUAGAGGCCAGCCGAGUAUACACGAUGUCCGCAGCAAACUGGAUAAAUUCAUCAAAGCCCUGGGGCCCAGUGAGAUACAGUCUGCACAGUUACAAAAUGCCUGGACAGAGUUUAAGAACCAAGCCUUUGCCAGAGGGGGGCCUGGGUUCAACAAAGAUCUUAUCAUAAGGUGUAAGAAUAUGAAGACUCAGCUGUGUGGAAUAUACCGGCAGUGUUUUCUUAUUGACUCUGGACCAGCCGACAUUCCUCAACGUCUCUCCCAGGGUCUCCAGGAACGAGCCCAGGCCAUGGUGCAAGAGAAACUGAUGGACUGGAAAGACUUCCUGUUGGUGAAAAGCAAGAGGAAUAUCACCAUGGUGUCUUACCUGGAGGAUUUCCCAGGACUCAUCCAUUUUAUCUGCGUGGACCGAUCCACUGGCCAAAUGAUUGCACCGUCGCUCAACAUCUCAGAACACACCACGUCUGAGCUGGGAAAGGGUCCGGUGGCUCAGUUCAUCAAGAGCAAGGUGUGGAACCUGGUCAGUGCAACACGGCGCUAUCUCCAGAAAGGUUACUCCACUGUGACAUUGCGUGAUGGAGACUUUUACUUCUGCUACUUCCUCUGGUUUGAAAAUGAAACGGGCUUUAAAUUAGAGGCAGGAGACUUACCCAUCCUACCUGAUGACUCUGCACCCAUUGGGAUGCUUGCCUGGGACUACUACAGCAGGAAGCUGCUGCGGUACUACAGUAAGAAUCACCAGGGUGAGGUGGUGAAGUGCUACGAGCUGCUGACAGUUCACCUUGGGGUCAUCCCCACUGAGAUCAUCCUCCAGCACUGCAGACAGCUGGCAAGCAAACUGUGGGAACCUUCACGCAAUCCACUGCUGUAGACACACCCACACGCUUUGAGGCACAGGAGUCAACGUACACAUUUGUUACACUGCCAAGAACUGGAAAUAGAUAUACACUGUAAACGGUGGCUGUAAAUUCACAUUUCCAUCAUUUUCAGGUGAUGUACCCUGUAAUACGUUCCCUUACAAUUAUUUAUUAGAAGCACAUAUGUUUAUGACUGGCACUAUUGAUACACACAGUCCUUAAUUUUUGUAGAUAUGAUAUAUUUUUGAACGCUCAUUUAUGACCUGCUUCUUAUUUAUUAGUAAUACUACGUUGUUGUUUUUUUCACUUUUAAAAAUUUGCAGUUGAUUUUUAUAAAUGCAGAUAAUUGUCAAUUUUUGCCUUUAUUUCGGAUAGUGUCAUGAUUUGAAUGAAUA